AUGGCGAAACUCCGUGCUUUCCUUUCCCCCGCCCAAGUAUCCUAUUCUUACACGGCACGCAAGAUCCGCCAUCGCUACAGCCUGUGGGCCUCGCAGCGUCUACUUUCUAACUUGACGGCCGAGGACUUCUCCCGUCUCAUCAGUCUCUUCGGCACACUAUCCACCACUCAGCGUGGCCGGCUCGAUAAUUCCUUCGCACACCCGAAAGCUACCCAGUUCUCCCCGAAUCCACCUUCGUCUCACUGGGAUAUGGUGAAACGGAUCAGCGUGCACAAAUCCUGGCUCGGACACACUCUUACUGCUUCAGAUCAUUACUGGCUCUUCCGUCGUAGUUUGGCGCGGUUUCGGGACCCCUCGCAAAAUGGUGAGUGUGCUGGUCUCGUGUAUAUAUGCUUGGAUUUUAACGUCGUUCGAGGCUCUAAAACCACUCAGGAUGCGCUUGCUUCGGCGAUCAAACAUCUUCGAGCCCUCUCUCGCCAUGGAGUGCUGAGCCAGCCGGACACGCAUCUACUUGAGGAGACAAAAGGCGCCUUCGUAGUCCACUGGUCGCAAACUCUCGCCCGCGACAGCCCUUGUGAAGGCCAGGUUGUGGAUACACUACUCCGCGCGCUCCUCCAGUUCCAAAGUGCCCUUCCGGUCGCGUCCAAGCGCGCCAUCGUGCAGGCUGUCGUCGAUAGAGUCAAUGCUCAGACUCUUAGUCGCGCCGAAACGGUACCCUCUCACGGCUCUUUUGAGGACAGCCCUCCCUCGUCCCAACACCCAUCCACGGUCCUGCUGAUUGCUCUCCAAGAUGCACUCUUCAGUCUCACCCCUCAUCACGACCAUCAACUAGGCCAUUGGGCAUCAAGUCUCGUUCGUCGUCUCUUCGGGCCGCAAGGGGACAACUUCGACCUCCGUUGGAAUUGUCUCCUGCUGUUCGCCUUGGCUCGUCAUGGGCCGGUGCGGUUGGACGGCCUCACCCCGGCGUCUUCGCCUGACGGCCUCACCCAAGCGGCUAUAGUGGAAUGGCAAACCAUCUGCGGCUUGGCGCUUGCAGAAAGUGCCACCGCAGCCAAGGAAGAUGAUGAGUCGUUCUCGCAAAGUCUGUCCCACGACUGGUCGAUCGUCCUUCGCAACUACUGGCGCAAAUGGACGACAACAUGUCCUUCGGCGUUCCCUGAUCAACCUCUCCUCGUUCCCCGACUCAUCUCCGCCUCUUUCUUCAAAUGCGCGGCGUCGCUUGGAGAUCGAUCCUUGGUGGAGGCUUGCCGGGAGUUCUGUGUCUCAGCAGACCUGUGGGAAGCGAAGCUCCCUGACCCUACCUCGAGCGCUGGAUUGCGUACACUGACUGCGGAACAACUUUAUGCGUCGCUGACCUGCGGAACGUUUUUCGAGCGAGCACUUGUGGACCUCAUGGUAUCCACAGAUCGACUGAGCAGUCUGCGGCACGCGGUCGACACGACCAUCCUUCGAUUCGUCAAGAGGAACGUUGAACAAGCCCAGGAGCUCGUGGCCAUGUCCAGUGCACGCGGUAUCGUCCCCAGCGACCUCGUUCUCCGUACCGUCGGGAUCGCCGUCGCUCAAAGUGGCAUAAGCGAUUUCUUGGAUCGAUACCUCGAGUAUCGUUGCCUCACCCCGCAGACACGUUCCCUCGUCAUAUCCGCCCAUCUCCGCAUGUUCGUUCAAUAUGGCCCUCGCUUCCUUCGGCCCGGGAAAGUGAUCGAGGCCAUGUGGCAGUCGCUCCCCCUCCUCGACGGUCCUGAUCAGCCUGCGUCGUUUCUUCCUGUCCUGCAAGCGACGCUCCUGGCUCUUGUACGUCACCAGCACUCCGCCGAGGUCGCCAAAAUAGUUCAAUCCAUCCUCGGACACGACGCCAAAGCAUUUCCCCCCUCCUUCUACAGCCGCCUUCUGCACGCUCUGAGCCGCUCGGGACAGUUUCGCCUCGCUCGAGAUACCCUACACAUGUGUACGUCGGCGAUUCCGGAUAUGGGGCCGCGGUGGACGGAGAUCGCGCUUUUAGGAUUCGUUCGCAAAGGUGCCAGCCGCAUGGCGUCGGCGCUGGUCAGGCGUUCUCAUCUGAAAGCGUCUUCUCUGCCUCCUGGACUUCAAGUCGCGGCCAUGGCCAAGUUCCGGGCCUUCUCUCCCCGAGCGGUUGAUACGUUCGCCAUCCAGCGUCUCGCCGCGGGCUCGGACAACCCGCAAGUGUGGGUGCACGCCAUCACGAUUCUCACCAGGGCGCGCCGGGUACGGGCGGCGAGACGACUGUAUCGGGCGGUCCAAGCGCAGUCGGACCCGGUUGCGCGCACGAUGAUGGGCAACGCCAUCCUCCGCGGGCACCGUGCGCCAGGCGCCUCCCGCAGCCAGCAGCUCCGCGGGGUGAUCAGAAGCUACGAAGAGCUCAGCGAAACGAGCGGCUUCGCUCCCGACCACACCACCGUGACCAUCCUCCUUACGGCACACCUCCGCGCGCGGCCUGGGAUGGACGCAGGGAAGGCGCGCCGGCUCUUUGAUGACCUCGCCACGGAGUUGGGCGAGAGGAGGGGUGGGAGCAGCGCGGCUGACCUCGUGCCGUUCGGCAGCGUGGGCUCUGGCCUCGCGGAUGGGACGCUCCGCCUCGACGGCUUCGCGUUUCCCCGGGUCGCGCGGCCAUUGGAUGCGCGGCGGGACGUGGAGCCGAUGUACAAGGCGUUCAUCAACGCGUUUUACGAGCUCGACGAUGUGGUGGCGGCGCGAGCGGUGGUGGGGAUGUUGCGGGCGCUGAGGGAGGAGCAGGGCCCGGCGCGACGCGGGAAGUCGGUAAAUAGCGGGGACACACAUGUGCAUAGAGCGGGAUAG
Molecule: messenger RNA, 2814 nt
Organism: Epithele typhae
Lineage: Eukaryota; Fungi; Basidiomycota; Agaricomycetes; Polyporales; Epitheliaceae
Exons: 2
Coding region: 1-2814 (937 amino acids)
Molecular function (GO): protein binding
Source: RefSeq, a predicted model, not a curated record